Molecule: messenger RNA, 3124 nt
Organism: Chroicocephalus ridibundus (black-headed gull)
Lineage: Eukaryota; Metazoa; Chordata; Aves; Charadriiformes; Laridae
Gene: ANKMY1
Product: ankyrin repeat and MYND domain containing 1
Exons: 16
Coding region: 242-2788 (848 amino acids)
Molecular function (GO): protein binding
Source: RefSeq, a predicted model, not a curated record
CCACCCGCGGCCCCACCGGGCGGCCCACGGGGCCACCCCCGGGAGCGAGCGGUCCUGCCCCUGGGCGGCGGCCUCUGCCUCCCGCGGACGCUCCUCAGGCCUCUGGCACCGCCCCGCCUUCAGCCGCGCCCGCGCGGGGGCCGUGCUCCCUGCCCCGCUCCGGGCCCGCCCGGGUGUCCAUGGCAACGCAAGGCCUCGCAUCCCACCGGCCGGGGUCGGGAGCGCUGCUGGUGGGGCUACCAUGGCGGUCGGCGCCGGCAGAGUUUCCAGUCUGCCGGUGGCUGAGGGCGGAGAGGCGGCGAGGGCGGCCGGCUGCGGCUCCUGCCCCGGGCAGGGCCUGUCCCGCGGGCCGUGGGCCGGCGAGAAAUAUGUGGGACAGUUCUACGUGGACCAGCGCCAUGGGAAGGGGAUUUGCUACUGGCCUGAUGGUUCCAAAUUCACGGGAGCUCUUUAUCUUGGCCACUUAGAAGGCUAUGGGACCCUGGAAUGGAAGGAUGGCAGAAAAUUUCAGGGGCUGUACAAAACUGAUGAGCGAUUUGGACCAGGGAUUGAGAGCUAUCCAGAUGGCUGUCAGGACGUUGGUUUGUGGCUCAGGAAUCAUCUAAUUAAACUGUGUACUGAAGUACCUGGUUAUUUUUCUCUCUUGGAUUAUCCAGCACACUACAGAUACAUUGAUGACAGUUCUCAAAAGAAGUAUAUUUCAGUUGAGGAAGACCCGUUUCUCCGAGGCUAUAAACAUCUCCCUUUUGAUGAUAAGGAUAUUUUUCCUGAAGGAGUCUUUGCAUAUUCUCGUAACACAGAUCAUCUUACUUUGACACGCUCCUUCCUGGAAGAGUGUGAUGCUUGGUAUUUUCAGAACACCCCAAAGCUGCCUGAGGAAGACCCAUGGCCUGUUGCAAAUGUAACCCCACUACUCGUUAGAAUGCAGAUGCAUGUUUAUAAGCACAGGCGCUGUCAAGGGGAGUUCACUUCAGAUGUCAACCUCAUUCUCAGUGGCUCCCGCAGUACUUAUGGGCCUCCAGGCCCCAGGGAACUUGCCUCAGAGCAGCUAAUUCAGAAAGCGGCAAGAGGAGACUAUGAUGGGGUCUAUGCGGUUCUGAGGAAUGGGCUUGCUCAUCCAGACAUAGCUGACAAACACGGAUACACAGCACUUGCUGCUGCUGCUGUUCAUUCCCAUAAUGAUGUUGUCAAUCUUCUUCUUGAUAGCGGAGCUGAUGUGAAUAAGUGUAGUGAUGAAGGAUUAUCUGCUCUCUCCAUGUGCUUUAUUCUCUUUUAUCCAGAAGAAUCAUUUAAGGGUAAUAUUGCUGAGAGGCGCUUCCACAGUUACAAGUGGAAUGAACAAUCAGAAUCCUCAGAAACAGUCAGUGUGGCUGAAGACAUUAUCUCAGAUUCUAGACGACAGAAGAGAUGGGAAACAAUCCAGCUGCUGCUUCGUCGAGGUGCAGAUCCCAAUGCGCCCUGGGUCCCACCACACCUUCUGUUCUUUGCUGUUAAAGCUGCAGAUGCAGAAGCAGUGAAACUCCUCUUAGAAAGGGGAGCCAGGGCUGAUGUGCGGCUUCCACCCAAGCUAGGGGGGUUAACUCCUCUCCACAUAGCUGCCUCAGUUCCUGGGGAGGAAGGGGUCCGGAUAACACGAUACCUCCUGCAUUCUGCCCCAGAUCUUAAUGCAAGGGCGGAAGAUGGAAACGAGACAUACGGUCCAGACAAGAUUCCUCAGCAUCAAGCCAGAGAAGCCAGUUUGACAGGUGGUGUCACUUUGCAACUGAAAAACGAAGCAGGACCACCACAAGGGUACUCUUCCUCCUAUAGUGGCCCUGUCCCUGAAGAAGGUGGAAGGAGUGCGUUGCAUAUUGCAUGUGAAAGACAGGAUAACAGUGAGCAUGCCAGAGAUGUUAUCCGCCUCCUUUUAAUGCAUCAGGCAAAUCCAAACACAUUGUGGAAUGGCCAUUCACCACUUUCCUUAGCAAUUGCCAGUGGGAAUGACUUGGCAGUGGUUGAACUCCUCAAACAUGGGGCUGACCCAAAUCUACCAUUAAGUGGGACAGUAAGAAGUGCCCUCUGUGCAGCUGUCAGUACGGCAUAUGAACAGCAGAGAACGACAGCACAGAGGAUUGCUUUGGUUGAUAAGCUGCUUGAAGCUGGUGCAGAUAUCCUUGCACCAGUUACUCUUAGAGAAGGACAAAGAAAAGCUGUGGGAACAGCUGUUGACUAUGCCUAUUAUAAAUAUAAUCAGGACAGGAGAAUUGCUCACACACCAUACCACAUAUUGUCAGCAUCUGAGCAGGAACUUUUUCAAACACGCCAGUCUCUGCUGGAACACAUUACAGCGAAGCUCCGUGAGCGUGUCAUCCUGAAAGAGAAGGAGUGGGAUCAAGAAGAGCUGAGAAGAUCCAAGAAAUUGGGUUCAGCUGCUCCUACGCGCGUUUCAAAGAAGAAAGGAGGAAGCCAUCGUGUGGAAGAAGUGAGAUUACCGUUCUUUAAAUACUGCUAUCAGUGCGGACGGUCAGUUAGCGUUCAGCUGUCACCUUGCACGCGCUGUCAUCAAGUCUUCACUUGCAGCGAGACCUGCAGAAAGAAAUCCUGGAACGAGCGGCACAGGCAGGAGUGCUUGGGAUUGCUGGAGAAGAGUACAGGUGGAGCAGCUCAGCGUGCAAGCGGUGCAGGAUGCAAAAAGAACGUCACUGGCAAAAAGGGGGAAAAUGGAAGAGAAGGAAAAGAUGAAAGGAGAGGUGGAAGAAGGAGUAAAGUGGGGAUUGGCGGACAAGAGCAUCACGGGAAGAAUGACUGACUUGUUUCAAGUCACUCCUACUAUUGUGUGGACAAGUUUUAAUAUCACUGUACUUUCUGCCUUGUACCCCACUUCCACUAAGAUUAAAAGUGAUCUAAUUGGACAUGUUUUGAGAAAGUAAAGUCAAAACAUCAUUCUAAGGUACUGCCUAUGAGCUCAAGGAUGAUAAUACCAUCAAAACCCAGUGUGUGGGGGUUGAUACAAGUUAUAUAUUUAAGUAAAUGUUUGCAAUUUGAAUUAUAGUCUUCACAUUGGUUUUAAUGGUUUAAUGGGGUCUGUGUAUAUGUACAUGUAAACCAAUAUUGCCCAUUAUUAAACUUCAUUAAAAAUACUUCC